This is a messenger RNA of Brettanomyces nanus, 2475 nucleotides long. RefSeq lists its product as uncharacterized. The coding region runs from base 1 to 2475 and encodes 824 amino acids. Gene Ontology annotation, molecular function: GTP binding; GTPase activity. Lineage: Eukaryota; Fungi; Ascomycota; Pichiomycetes; Pichiales; Pichiaceae. The record is from RefSeq and is a predicted model, not a curated record. Gene Ontology annotation, biological process: endoplasmic reticulum membrane fusion. Gene Ontology annotation, cellular component: endoplasmic reticulum. The transcript has a single exon.
AUGAUAGGUGAAAGCAACCAACAGCAGACUAUAUUAUCGCGCCAGCCGAUGGAAGGAUCUAAUAAUAGCGAUGCGUUGUCUGCCUCAACUGUGGUCGUUCCGAAGACUAAGGAUUUAGAGCCUGUCCAGUCAUCGGUGUCACUUCAAUUAAUUGACGACACUAAGCAUUUCAACGAAGAUCUUUUAUCUUAUAUACAAAACUAUUCCGAUGCCAAUGAUAAUAGGGGGCUUAAUUAUCACAUUGUCUCUGUCUUUGGCUCUCAGUCUACUGGUAAGUCUACUUUGCUUAAUCGGUUAUUCGGUACCAAAUUCGAUGUUAUGGACGAGCACAAUAGGCAGCAAACAACCAAGGGUAUUUGGUUUUCUCAUGCCAAUUACAUAUCCAGUGACAUGGAACCUUCUGGUCGUCAUCCAAAUUCAAAGCAUAUUUUUGUUCUUGAUGUGGAGGGAGUGGAUGGUCAUGAAAAAGCUGAUGACAAGGACUUUGAGAGAAAGUCAGCCUUGUUUGCUUUGGCAUCCACUGAAAUCUUGAUUGUUAACAUCUGGGAGCAUCAGGUGGGUCUUUAUCAAGGUGCUAAUAUGGAGUUGUUGAAGACUGUAAUGGAGGUGAAUUUAUCUUUAUUCCACGGUAACAAACAGAAGUGUCUUCUUCUUUUUGUUGUUCGAGAUUUCACUGGUGUAACUCCGUUGGACAACUUGACACAAAGUUUGCGGUCAGAUUUGGAUCGCAUCUGGUUGGAAUUGAACAAGCCCGAUGACUGUAAGGAUGAGAAGCUAAGUAGCUACUUUGAUCUAGGCUUCUUUUCAGUAGCCCACAAGCAUUUUCAGCCGGAGAACUUUGAAACAGAUAUCAGGAAGCUCGGAGAUGAAUUCUUCGGUGACAACAGGCUCUUUAAACCCGACUAUCAUCGUGGUAUUCCAAUUGAUGCAUGGGCCAUUUAUUCAUGCCAGAUUUGGGAGCAAAUUGAGCUUAACAAAGAUUUGGACUUACCCACACAGCAGAUUUUGGUGGCAAGAUUCAGAUGUGACGAAAUUUCAAGCCAAGCUUAUGAAAGCUUUCAGAACCUGUUUAACGGAAUCGGGUUCAGUAGCAUAAAGGAAACCAAUUCUGUUGUGGAGAAUAUGAACGAGUUGCGAAAUACUGUUUUAGAUGAGUAUGAAUCGCAAGCUUCCAGGUAUCAAGUAUCCGUUUAUGAGGAGAGAAAGAAAACUCUUCUGGAGAAAGUGGACCUAAAGUUGAAUAAAGUAGCAAGCGACAAAUUGGAGCAGUUAUCGAAGCGUUUGCUAGCACAAUUUGGUGAAUCUGUCAUUAACACUAAGCGUUCUAGCAAGAGCAGAAACAAAAGAUUUGGCGAUAUUCUAAAUGACAUCGUCGAUGAAGAUUCCAAAAAGUUCGAAGAAGAAGCGGGCAGUUACUGUAUUUCAGAGAAUUUCAACUUUGAAAAGCACAUCUCUGGAUUCCAUGAGGCAUUGAAUGAAGCCAGUGAAUUACUAAAAUUGAAGGAGAAAGAUAUGCUAGUCUCAAGGUCGACUAAGAGGUUUCAAAGUAAAUUGAAAGAGAUUCUUAUCGAGCUUUUAUCCGACCCCAAGGAGAACACUUGGGACCAGGCUCUUGAGCAAUUUCAUCUAUUUCAAAGUGCAUUUUUUGAUAGAUACAAAUUGGAUGAUGGGAAGGGAUAUGAUCUGAGAUUAGGAUUGAGCGAGCAAGCCAAUGAGGCUACGGUUACAGAAAUUCAAAGGGCUUUCUGGACCAAGUUUCGGGAUAUCAUUCAUGACUUCAUGUCUGAGGAUACUGCUGCUCGGAUUCUUAGAAAUAAGUUCGAGGAUGAAUUCAAGUAUGACGGUGACGGAAUUCCUAAUAUGUGGCGAAAUGUUACCGAGAUCGAUCAGCAAUUCAGCAAGGCCAGGGCUAACACGAUCUCGUUGCUUCCUAUCUUAAGUGUGGCCAAAUUAUCUGUCAGUGGAGAAGAAAUCAUUCCUGAUAUUGAUAUUUCGCAUGAUAAUGACACAGAAGAAGAACUCUUCCUUGGUGAAACUGAUAAUUUAGAGCCAUCUGACAAAUCUCACUUUUUCGGGCAUCUUCUCACCACCAGCCAGCAGAAUAAAGUGUUGCAUAAGUUGAAAAAAGAAAUCGAUGCAAUAUAUAUUGAUGCCAAGAGAUCCGUCAUCGCCAAUAGAACCUCAAUUCCGUGGUGGAUGUAUGCACUUGUUGUUACUCUAGGAUGGAACGAGUUUAUGGCUGUUUUGCGUAAUCCAAUGUUGGUUAUUAUGAUCGUUGUUGGUACAUCUAUCCUUUUUAUUGCCUAUCAUAUGCAGAUGCUUGGGCCUAUGGCUAGUGUGGGUCGUGUCACUUUGUUACAGGCAAGGACGGUAGCUAAACAGAAGCUGCGAGACAUUCUUUUCGAUGAAGAACUUGUCUCUGUUAAGGAAGCUAACGAAGGAAGCUUGUUCGAUGAAAAGAAGAAGGACUUAUGA